CCUUCGCUCUGACUCCUGGGUCUCUCUCUCUCUCGUUCCUUUCCUCAUCCCUUCUCUCUCCCUCCGUUCACAUUUUUACCUUCUCUUUUUCUUUGAUUUAAAUUCCCGCUCUUUGGUCUGGCGUUUUCUAAAAUGAAUUGAUUUUUGAGGAUGGGCCUUUUAGUGGGGGUGCCGUGGCGGGCCGGGAAACCGUGGCCAGAGGAGCGGUAGGAAAUGGGGAGGGCGGCGCGCUGGUUCCGGGGACUUUUUGGCGGCAAGAAAGCGGAUUCCGGCGGAGAACCCCGGGCGGAGAAGAAGAGAUGGGGCUUCGUCAAGUCGUUCCGGGAGAAGGGCCACCACCAGCAGCAGCGGGGGGGAGGGACACCGCCUCCGCGAGCGGAGGCGGCAGCGCCGGUUCUGGAGGAGCGGAAGGGGUCAUAUAGGGAGGUGGCGCCGCCGUACGCGGCGACCGCGCCGGCGGAGGGGGUGGAUGUGGAUGAGGACGAGCAGAACAAGCGGGCGAUCGCGGUCGCCGCAGCGACCGCGGCGGUGGCGGAAGCAGCCGUGGCGGCCGCCCAGGCGGCGGCCGCGGUGGUGCGUCUGACGAGCAGCGGGCGGAGCGUCGCCGGAUUCGCCGCCGGCGCCGGGAAGCAGGAGCAGUGGGCGGCGGUUAAGAUCCAGGCCGCAUUCCGGGGUUAUCUGGCGAGGAGGGCGUUGAAGGCGCUGAAGGGGUUGGUGAAGCUGCAGGCAUUGGUCAGGGGCAACAUUGUGAGGAAGCAGGCGGCCGAGACGCUGCGAUGCAUGCAGGCGUUGGUGAGAGUCCAGGCCCGGACCCGGGCGUGCCGAGUCCUCCGGUUGGAGAUGUGCAGGUCUGGCAGAGGCUCCCGCACUCAUGCUGGCCCUCCAACACCAGAGAAAUAUGAACAAGAUGUUCGACCAAGUGGUUCAAGAUCCGAUAGGUCUUGCACUCUCAAGAGGAAUUCUUCAAAGCCAGCCAGUAUUGAUGCUGUAGAUUCAGAAAGAGCACACUCUUCUGGAUGGAACUGGUUGGAUCGGUGGAUGGAGGAGCGUUACUGGGACAGCCGAGAAGCUGCUGCAAAACCUGGGCCUGCAGUGGAUGAUGACAAGAGUGCUAAAAUCUUGGAGGUAGACCCGGGAAAGCCACAAUUUAACCCCAAGAGGAGGGGCAACAAUCUCCAGUCCUCAUGCUCGACCCUGGCCUCUGAUCAGAAUAGCCGCAGCUUUGCCGCUGUGCCUGAUUCACCAUCAAAGGACUCCACAACUGCUCAACUAUCCAUUCCCAGUCCAUCCUCUGUCGACAUGCAGCAAUCUCUCAGCCCCCUGAGGUUCCACCUCGCCGAACCCGGGGAUUUCGGCGAAAGCCCGCAGUUUUACUCAGCAACAUCUCGGCCUGGAAGCUCGAGGAGGGGGUCCUUCACUCCUUCGAAGAGCGAGUGCUCUCGCAGCUUAUUUAGCGGGUACUUGGAUUACCCGAACUACAUGGCAAACACGGAGUCAUCAAGGGCAAAAGUGCGGUCUCACAGCGCACCGAAGCAGAGGCCCGAGUUUGAGAAGUCGGGCUCGAUCAAGAGGCUCUCGGGUCAGGGUUUCGGGCAGCACCAUUCCGGGACAUCAGCCCAGAGGUCAUCUUCUCUGCAUGCAAAGUUCACCAACAAGGCCUACCCAGGCUCCGGCCGGCUGGAUAGACUAGGGAUGCCCAUUAGAAUGUGAUGAACUUGACCGACCUCCCAAAAAAAAAUUACUGCAGGAUUGUGUACUUUGUGUUCUUGGGUCACAUGGAGUACUCUCCUAUAGUUGUGUUCCUUCAAUAUCAUUUUGCCUCCUCCUCCACCAUCCGCAAGUCAGUCUUUAGUCAUGUUUGCCUCUCAAGUCAUCGACAAUGUCAUGUUCUGCUUUUUGAAUCUUGCAAUGGAAUCAGAAUAUCAUACUUUUGGUGUG
Molecule: messenger RNA, 1938 nt
Organism: Elaeis guineensis (African oil palm)
Lineage: Eukaryota; Viridiplantae; Streptophyta; Magnoliopsida; Arecales; Arecaceae
Product: protein IQ-DOMAIN 22
Molecular function (GO): protein binding
Source: RefSeq, a predicted model, not a curated record